AUGGGACGGCGCGGAGGAGCAUGUUGCGGAGACAACUUUGGACUGAACUAUAAAAGCCCAGCUCACUUCUUCACAAGUCAGUGGCCCUUCCCGCCAUGGCUCUAUCUCGUCUACAGCAUCAUCGCCAUGAUCUACAUCCCUGCCUGGUUGAUUGCUGAAGGUGUGGUCAACUUCUGGUUGCAUUAUCCCGGGAAACCGGCGACCCAGGCAAAGUUCUUCAUCUACUUCACUAACUGGUCAUACCUGGUCUUGUCCCUCGUCACCAUAGCCAGGGGCGUAGGGGUAUGCUGGUACUACAGGAAGAGUCAAAGCCAUGGUAUCCAAGAUGAUGAGGUCUUCCAUGGCGGGCGGAUGCCGACAGUCAUCAAGAUCAUCUGGGUGUUUAACAACAUGGCACUCGGGUCGCAGGUUACUAUGGCUAUUGCGUUCUCCAUAUAUGCAUUUGGGCUGGGCAUGGGGAGUCUCGACAGGGAGGUGCCGUUGUCAGAUCCCAUGAAAAUCCAUGUGCACGGAAUCGGUGCCUUGUACAUCCUGACCAACAUGCUUCUCUCAGCGGUACCCGUCAGGAUAGGCCAUUUCUUCCAUGUGAUCCUUUUCGUAUCCGUAUAUGGUAUCUUCAACCUCGCCUAUGAGCUCCUUGGCGGUACAAACAAGACAGGGGGUGCCGGAGUCUACUCGGCCUUGGACUGGAACAAGCAGCCCCUGAGUACCCUGCUUGCCCUUGUGGCAUUAUGUGCCGUUUCAAUCGUGUGGUUCGUCCUCUUUGGGUUAUAUCGUCUAAGGGUGUUCAUUCACGAGAAAUGGUUUGCCAAGAAGUCUGGGUAUACAGUUAUUGAGAUGGAUUAAAGGAUUCUUGAGACUUUUUCAAACUUAAAAUCGCGACCGGACCAUCAGUUUCUUCUGUGUAGAGGGCUGGCUAACUUGUUUUUUUU
Lineus longissimus is the source of this 932-nucleotide messenger RNA. RefSeq names its product protein rolling stone-like. NCBI's taxonomy places the organism in Eukaryota, Metazoa, Nemertea, Pilidiophora, Heteronemertea, Lineidae. The record is from RefSeq and is a predicted model, not a curated record. Gene Ontology annotation, cellular component: membrane. The coding region runs from base 1 to 846 and encodes 281 amino acids. The transcript is spliced from 4 exons.